This is a messenger RNA of Coregonus sp. 'balchen', 30964 nucleotides long. The record is from the annotation of a GenBank genome assembly. NCBI's taxonomy places the organism in Eukaryota, Metazoa, Chordata, Actinopteri, Salmoniformes, Salmonidae.
AGUGAAAAGAACAGGUCCUAGCAUCUACCUUUAUGUACUUCAAUAAAUUCGGACUUAACCCCACCAACAGUAGGCCACUUUUGGUGAUGGUUUGGCAUCACAGCUCAGGUCCAAGGGUUUGUCAUCCCUGUUUUACUCCCCCUCAAUCUUUGGACCUUGGGCUGGUUCUUAAAAGAAGGGAAACUGUGCCAAGAUGCUCAAAGCUGUGUUGAGUUGCAGCAGGUACAUACCCACGUCUAGAGAACGUUGAGAAGACUACUCCUUUAGGAUGUAUUAGACUAAACCAAGACUAUAGAUAGAUAUAGAUAGAUAUACUAUAUACUGUAGAUACUAUAAGAUAUUGAUCUGCUGGACAAAACACAUAGCAUGCUGCUACUGCUUUUCACACUCUGUAGUCUGCUCAGUUGUGGUAAGUAUAAUCAUUAUUUAUAUCCCUCGAAAAUUAUCUUUCUAUGGAACCUAAUUUAAUAUCAUAUUGCUAUAAAUGUACAUGGAAUACUUACACUACGUAUUUAUUUGGACAGUGAAGUUAAAACCUUAAAUUUUGGCUCUAUACUCCAGCAUUUUGGAUUUGAGAUAAAAUGUUUCAUGAGGCAACAGUGCAGAGUGUCACCUUUUAUUUGAGGAUAUUUUCCUACAAAAUCUGUUUUACCGUUUAGAAAUGAAAAGCACUUUAUGUAUUUAGCCCCCCCCCAUUUGAAGGUGGCAUAGGUAUUUGGACAGAUUCACUUAUAUGUGCAUUAAAGUAGUCAAAAGUUUAGUAUUUGGUUCCAUAUUCAUAGCACGCAAUGAUUACUCUACAAACUUUUGGUUGUGUUUCAGAUUAUUUUGUGCCCAAUAGAAAUGAAUUGGUAAAAAAAAGUAUUGUGUGAUUUUGGAGUCACUUUUAAUGUAAAUAAGAAUAUAAUAUGUUUCUUAUCACUUCUACAUUAAUGUGGAACGCUACCAUGAUUAUGGAUAAUCCUGAAUGAAUCCGUGUAUAAUGAUGAGUGAGAAAGGUACAGAGGUAUAUAUAAUACUCAUUUGCGUAGACUACUUAAAUAACAUUGAAGAGUUGAAAUGCUAACCUCCCCUAUUAUUGGUAAUGGUGAGAGGUUAGCAUGUCUUGGGGGACGUGAUCUUUGUGCCUCUGUUACUUUCUCACUCAUCAUUAUACACGAUUCAUUCAGGAUUAUUUGUAAUCAUGGUAGCGUCCACAUUAAUGUAAAAGUUUAUGACGGAAGGAGGGCACGAUGCCCUCUCAUCCUUGGCACGAAAAAGUUGUGGAAUGUUUCCUCAUCUAACCCAAGACAAAACGGGGAUAGGGGGCUAUCACUGUAAUUCAUUACAGACACGCGACAACACUAGGAAUAGCCAUGAUAAGUUACGAUCAGUUACACUGGACUGAAGUUAGUUCUUUUUUUCUUCUUGUUGUGUAAAUAAGCAAUAAGGCAUGAGGGGGUGUUGUAUAUUGGCCAUAUACCACAAACCCCCUACGUGCCUUAUUGCUAUUAUAAACUGGUUACCAACGUAAUUAGAGCAGUAAAAAUUAAUGUUUUGACAUACCCGUGAAAUACGAUCUGAUAUACCACGGCUGUCAGCCAAUCAGCGUUCAGGGCUUGAUCCACCCAGUUUAUAAUGUUCCAUACAUCGUAUUGUAUUUGCGUUGUUAUUUUCCAUCAACUGAACUAUGAUCAGUUCAGGCCUACAGCUAAACACUCCUGUGAUUGUUGUGUUGUCAGCCUUCGGUCAGUGUGAGGAGGGAUGGAGAGCAUAUGAGGACAAGUGUUACUACUUCUCUACCAACACAAAGUCCUGGGAUGAUGCCCGCACAGACUGUGUGGGACGGGGGAGCCAUCUGAUGAGCAUCCUGGACAUUCAUGAGAGGGUGAGCUUCUGGUUUGGAGAUGCGUUCUACAGUAGUCUAGUUCAUAGCUGCUGUAUAAGGCUCUGUCCUGUAACCUCUGCUCUCUCCUGGUAGACAUGGGUGCGGACUCAGAUUGGUACAGAGAUUUUCUGGAUCGGUCUGAAUGACAUUGCUGCUGAGGGAGUGUGGGAGUGGACUGACGGGAGCACCUUCCUCCCCUACUUAGCGUACGUAGCCAUCUUAUGAUCUUAUACGAUCUGACACUAUAUUAAAAACACAUCAGCAAAAUUAUGGCUCCAUUAAAUGAACAAUCUGGUUGGGGGGGGGGGUAAUCAAGUGCUGUUAUGUGUCAGUCAUUGUCAUUGUAUCAAGUACAGUAACACCCUAUAGUAGCCUUUGUUGUGUGACGGUUGUUGAUGAUUGGUUGAUGGGCACCAUACUUCCCAGGAUAGUUGGGUAUCAAGCCCUCGUUUGACCCCAUGAUUAUUCAUAUUCACCUCUGAUGUUCUCAUGUGUGCUUGUGCACUCUACACAGAUACUGGAAACCAGGCAAUCCUGACAACUGGCAGGACAACGAGGAUUGUGGGGAGGUGGUCGGGGGAGAACAUGGACAAUGGAAUGAUGACGUCUGUGUUAACCUGCAGAAGUAUAUCUGCAAGCGCCCCAACCGUAGGUUUUAACAAGCAAAUCGACAUACCGCCGUUGCCUGUUGUCUACAAUAAUGCUUAUGGGACCUAAGGAGGUGAAUGACAUUCGUACACAUUUCACUCCUUUCCUCAGCUAAUCCUCCAACAACGUGCGACACAGCCAACGGAUGGAGCCAUUAUGGAUCCAACUGCUACAAACUACAGACAGACACCAGGAAGAGCUGGUUGGGAGCCAGAAAUGACUGUGUGAGGGACGGGGCGGACCUGGUGUCCAUCGCAUCACAGGAAGAGGAGCAGUACGUCACAGGACGACUGGACUCUUCCAUGUACGACCUCUGGCUUGGCUACACCACUCUGGUAAUCAAAACAUACAGUAUAUGAAAACUUUAACUUAAAUACAUUGACUUAACCUGACUAACAGGUUGUUACAUAAAUCUAAUUUAAUUCAUAAUCAUCAGAACAAUGUAUACGUUGAAAUUGCAUAGAAAAUUCCAUGUAGAAUAAUUAAAUAUUGGGUGGUUAAAAUUGUUGAAUUUAAUAUUUGAUUAGACAGAUUUUUAUUUGAUGUUGUUUCAAUGUUGAAAGUAAAAUGGUAUGUUUGAAUCAACGUCAUUGUUUCAAAAUCAUGCCAUCAACCUAAAUAAAGAGUUAGGACAUAUGAAUUCACAGUCCAGUAAUUCCUGCUGAAACAGUGACUCCUAUUGGUAUAUGAGAGGAAAUGCACUUCAGUGAGAAUAACUUUUAUCUGGAUGCCUCUAUGUACCCUGCUUAGCUUUGGAAACAAGCAGCGUUCCAUUCAGCUGAGCUAUCAUGUCAACACAUUCAGACAUUGAAAAGCUUCCAUACUCAUUUGCGUAGACUACUUAAAUAACAUUGAACAGUUGAAAGUAACUAACUAUUCUUACACAAGUUUUAUGCAAAAGUGCAUUUGGAGUGAGGUUGGGUUUAUGUAGGCUUAAUUGACAUCUGAUUUACUCAAAGAACACCAUCAUUUCAACGUGUAGCUAGGUAUGCUAUCAUUCAUCCCUGGUUGAUUGGAUCUUUGGAAGUUUAGUAGUAGUCACCAUUAGCCUUAUAAAUAGGAUGCCAAAUGUAUUAUAUUAAUAAUACACUUUUACCUUUGAAUAUUGUCUUGUAUAUGAAGAAUGGUUGGUUGACUUCAAAUUUAAAUCGCCAAGUUAUUAAUACAUUGUAUUCACGUUUCCAUCUCAACAUAAAAAUAUAAGUUGAAGAAUAGGACUAAAUCAAAUCAAACUUUAUUUGAAGUGCAUUUAAAGUUGAAUUGGUGCUACAUUUUACAUUCUAGUCAUUUAGCAGACGCUCUUAUCCAGAGCGACUUACAGUUAGUGAGUGCAUACAUUAUUUUUUAUUUUUCAUACCCCCCGUGGGAAUCGAACCCACAACCCUGGCGUUGCAAACGCCAUGCUCUACCAACUGAGCUACAUCCCUGCCGGCCAUUCCCUACCCUGGACGACGCUGGGCCAAUUGUGCGCCGCCCCAUGGGUCUCCCGGUCGCGGCCGGCUACCACAGAGCCUGGAUUCGAACCAGGAUCUCUAGUGGCACAGCUAGCACUGCGAUGCAGUGCCUUAUACUUUAACUUGCAUUUUUGGUUAAGAUGGAGACAUCUCAAUCAUUAAUUUGUAGACAAACUGGAUAUUGAAUUGUGAACGCAACCAAACGCCAACAUUUGAAGGAAAUGUAUCUUCUGCUUGGAUAGUAUAUAGAGCUGGGGAUUGCAAGGGACCUCACGAGACGAUAUUAUCACCAUACUUAGUUGACACUACGAUAUGUAUUGCGAUUCUCACAAUGUUACAGCCUUAUUCUAAAAUGGAUUCAAUAGAUUCUUUCCUCAUCAAUCUACAUACAAUACCCCAUAAUGACAAAAUAGGUUUUUAGACAUUUUUGCAAAUUUAUAACAAAUAAAAAACUGAAAUAUCACAUUUACAUAAGUACUCAGACCCUUUACUCAGUACUUUGUUGAAGCACCUUUGGCAGCGAUUACAGCCUCAAGUCUUCUUGGGUGUGACGCUACAAGCUUGGCACACCUGUAUUUGGGGAGUUUCUCCCAUUUUUCUCUGCAGAUCCUCUCAAGCUCUGUCAGGUUGGAAGGGGAGUGUCGCUGCACAGCCAUUUUCAGGUCUCUCCAGAGAUGUUCGAUCGGGUUCAAGUCCGGGCUCUCAGAGAAUUGUCCCGAAGCCACUCCUGCAUUGUCUUGGCUAUGUGCUUUGGGUCGUUGUCCUUUUAGAAGGUGAACCUUCGCCCCGCUCUGGAGCAGGUUUUCAUCAAGGAUCUCUCUGUACUUUGCUCCGUUCAUCUUUCCCUUGAUUCCGGCUAGUCUCCCAGUCCCUGCCGCUGAAAAACAUCCCCACAGCAUGAUGCUGCCACCACCAUGCUUCACCGUAGGGAUGGUGCCAGGUUUCCUCCAAAUCUGAAGGUUGGCAUUCAGGCCAAAGAGUUCAGUCUUGGUUUCAUCAGACCAGAGAAUCUUGUUUCUCAUGGUCUGAGAGUCCUUUAGGUGCCUUUUGGCAAACUCCAAGCGGGCUGUCAUGUGCCUUUUACUGAGGAGUGGCUGAUUGGUGGAGUGCUGCAGAGAUGGUUGUCCUUCUGGAAGGUUCUCCCAUCUCCACAGAGGAACUCUGGAGUUCUGUCAGAGUGACCAUCGGGUUCUUGGUCACCUCCCUGACCAAAGCUCUUCUCCCCCGAUUGCUCAGUUUGGCCGGGCGGCCAGCUCUAGGAAGAGUCUUGGUGGUUCCACACUUCUUCCAUUUAAGAAUGAUGGAGGCACUGUGUUCUUGGGGACCUUCAAUGCUGCAGAAAUGUUUUGGUAGCCUUCCCCAGAUCUGUGCCUCAACACAAUACUGUCUCUGAGCUCUAUGGACAAUUCCUUCGACCUCGUGGCUUGGUUUUUGCUCUGACAUGCACUGUCAACUGUGAGACCUUAUAUAGACAGGUGUGUGCCUUUCCAAAUCAUGUCCAAUCAAUUGAAUUUACCACAAUUUACCUAUUAAUAGGGCUAAUGGUGACUACUUCUAAACUUCCAAAGAUCCAAUCAACCAGGGAUGAAUGAUAUUAUACCUAGCUACACAUUGAAAGUAUGGUGUCCUUUAGGGCAAAUCACAUGUCAACGUAGCCUACAUAAACCCAACCUCACUCCAAUUUACUUUCACAUACAGCUUGUGUAAGAAUAGUUAGAGGAGUCACUUAGGUAGUCUACGCCAAUGAGUAUGGAAGCUGAUCAAUGUUGACAUGAUAGCUCAGCUCCAUCGGACACAGCUUGUUUCCAAAGCUAAGUAGGGUACAUAUUAGUCAUUUAGCAGACGCUCUUAUCCAGAGCCACUUACAGUUAGUGAGUGCAUACAUUUUUCAUACUGCCCCCCCCCCCCCCCCCCCCCGUGGGAAUCAAACCCACAACCCUGGCGUUGCAAAACGCCACGCUCUACCAACUGAGCUACAGGUAGGCAUCUGGAUGGUAGUCUCAGUCUCGCUGAAGUGCAUUACCCCUCAAAUACCAGUAGGAGUCACCGUUCAGGCAGGAGUCCUCGAACUAUGGGUACAAGUUUUAUUUCAAUGUACACUAUAUAUCCAAAAGUAUGUGGACACAUUCCUUCAAAUUAGUGGAUUCGGCUAUUUCAGCCACACCCGUUGCUGACAGCUGUAUGAAAUUGAGCACACAGCCAUGCAAUCUCUAUAGACAAUGGCUCACAUGAGUGCUGAGGCUCUUAGCGUGUAAAAAUCGUCUGUCCUCGGUUGCAACUCUCACUACCGAGUUCCAAACUGACUCUGGAAGCAACAUCAGCACAAGAACUGUUCGUCGGGAGCUUCGUGAAAUGGGUUUCCAUAGCCGAGCAGCCGCACACAAGCCUGAUCACCAUGCGCAAUGCCAAGCGUUGGCUGGAGUGGUGUAAAGUUCGCCACCAUUGGACUCUGGAGCAGUGGAAACGUGUUCUCUGGAGUGAUGAAUCAUGCUUCACUGUCUGAUGGAUGAAUCUGGCUUUGGCAGAUGCCACAGAACCCUGAAUGCAUAGUGCCAACUGUAAAGAUUGGUGGAGGAGGAAUAAUGGUGUGGGGCUGUUUUUCAUGGUUCCAGUGAAGGGAAAUCUUAAUAAUAUAAUAUAAUAUGCCAUUUAGCAGACGCUUUUAUCCAAAGCGACUUACAGUCACGUGUGCAUACAUUUUUACGUAUGGGUGGUCCCGGGGAUCGAACCCACUACCCUGGCGUUACAAGCACUGUGCUCUACCAAUUGAGCUACAGAGGACCACAUGCUGCACCAUACAAUGACAUUCUAGAUGAUUCUGUGCUUCCAAAUUUGUGGCAACAGUUUGGGGAUGGCCCUUUCCUGUUCCAGCAUGACAAUGCCAGUGUGCAAAGCCAGGUCCAUACAGAAAUAGUUUUUUGAGGUUGAUUCAAACAUAUCAUUUUACUAUCAACAUUGAAACAAGGUCAAAUAACAUAUGUCUAAUGAAAUAUAAAAUUCUACAUAAUUUCUACAACCCAAUAUAUAAGUAUAUUGAAUAUAGAAGGACAACUAUUUGUUCUGUUUCUAUGUGGACUUUUCAACGCAAUUUCAACGUAUACAUAGUUCUGAUGAUUACGUUGGAAUUAGAUCGAUGUAACAACCUGUUAGUCAGGUUAAGUCAAUGUAUUUAAGUUAAAAUUUUACCCUAAUCAAUUGAUUACAACGCUGGUUGAAAUUAGAUGAAAACAGUAUAGGUUGAUUUCUUUUCUUAAAUACAAUGUAUUUUCCACGUUUUCCACAAUACAUAGACGAAUUAAGUAGAAACAACAUUGAUCCAACCAGUGUGUACUAGCUACAUGUAAUUAUAUAACUUAACCCUGGUAUAAUGAGUUAUCAUUUUUGUUUUUUCACAGAAAUGCACAACAAUAUCAUGUCAGGUUGAAAUUAACAGCGUUCAGUUCAGCUGGUCUGAUGCUUCUACAGGGGCCUACAUCAACUGGGGAACCGAUCCUCAUCAGCCAGAUCUCAGGUAGGACAGGACAUGUUGGGUGCCAGAUCUAUAUGAUCAACUGUAUCACAGUGAUUGUGCAGGGUUGAUUCUAGCUUCGCAGUCAAAAAUACCUUCUCUCUCUCCGACAGUGAAAAGGAGAACGGGAUUUGUGUCGCAGUGAUCAAGGAGGCGGGACAGGACUUUGGGAAGUGGAAGUCCCAUAUAUGCCGUCAUGAGCGCCCUUACAUGUGCAAAAGAGCACUCAACAGUAAGCUCAGAUCUUCAGAAAUCAUUACUGGAUAGAUAACCAUGUGAAUGAUGUGGUAUUAGCUCAAAUUACUGUGACAUGACUUAAUACAUGGCCAAUUAUUAUAUGGUUUGAUAUGGUCUUCAGAAGGCAAUUGAACACCGUGCAACAAUGCAGAUACAUGUGCCAACUGCUCAAUAGAACUCCGUGGCGUCAACUGACAAGCUAACUAGUGGCUGCAGGCUCCUGAGUGAAAACAUGGGCUUUUUCUAAAUGAAAUCCACUCAAGACAAAACUAAACGGGGACUAAAUGUAUAUUUAUUUACAAAGCUAAAAGACUGAAUUUCAAUAUCCAUCCUCCGCGAAGACAAUCUGCUCCUGUUUUCAUUGUGUCUUUCCCUUUAAAUCGCCAUAGAAACGGCCUCUCUCAACGUAGAUUGAUCGUGGUUAUAUCCAAUGAAAGCCAAGGAUAUGUAGGUGAAAAUGACGAAGAUAUCAAGUUGAUUUUUGAUUUGUCCAACAAGCGGAAACACCUCCAAAUGGUACCACCUCACAACACCAAAUAUGGAAGAGAUACAACCAAGAGCGGCACAGUCUAAACUAGCAACGAUCGCAGCAAAUUCAUGUUCUUAUUUCAUCAACACUGUCAAGUACAAGGUUACAAUAUUGUAGAGAACAAUCGAAUGAUUAAUUAUAUGUAAUUUAUAAUAAAAUAGGGCAAGGAAAACAACGUUUUGACAUUGAUUUCGUAGCACCCUCUUGAAUUGCCCCGUUUUUCUCUACGUUGUAACAGCAGUGAGUGAACACCCUAUACUCUGUUGUAUUUCCCUCUGAAAAGCCAUUUGCCCUCCCGGUUGGAUCAGUUUCAGUGGGAGCUGUUACUGGGUGGUCAGCAACAAGAUGCUCCUGACCAGCUGGCAUGAGGCUCAACAGAAGUGUUCAAGUGAGGGGGCUAACCUGGUGACAAUUAAGACGUAAGAAACAACACGAUUUACUGAACACAAUGAUUGAUAAGGAAAAUGAAAACAUGUUCUAAUUCGUAUCACUUGUUGUUUUAGUCAAGAGGAGCAAUACUUCAUCAACACUCAUCUGCCUGAACUUAAUCAAGGGGAAGUGCCUGAUAUGUGGAUUGGUGUUGCAGGUAUAUCAGACCUACAGAUUUAACCCAAUAGCUUUAUUUGGCCAAUAUCUUAUGAGCUUUUCACUGUAAUCUGUGACACUUGACCGAUGUGGGCUUGACGAGCACUGCUGGUUGCGUCGUUGUAAAGAGAGACUGCAGAAUAUUUACUAAAACUCACAUUUUAAGUCAAUGAAAAGGCCAAGUCUACAAUUUCCUGAUUUGUGAUGUCACUAGAUCAGGACCAGGAUGGUACAUUCAGAUGGGUGGACAAAACAGAUAUUAUGUUCUCCAAUUGGAAACCUAACUUUCCCAAGAACACAGCAAACCUCUGGGACUGUGGUCAAAUCUACACCGGUAAGGGCAUGUGGUCUGUACUACAUGAAUCACUUAAUCCAUCAACAAACUCUGGAUCAUAGAGGAGGAAAGGUACAGAACUUUGUUCUAUUGUUUUUUGCCUUACAGGAGAUUUCUCUGGAAAAUGGGAAACAACCAACUGCUUCAAAAACCUGGGAUACAUUUGUAAAAUGGUGGGGGGUCAAAAUGUUAAGCCUACGUCUGUUCCAGGUUAGUGGCUGACAACUGGAAGCCCUUUGUUUGUAUUCCUAUAAAUCAUGUCAAUGCAAACUAAUACGUUCUUUAUUCUAUCAAUAUAUCGUUUGACAUAUAACAUAAUACUUUGCAUUGUUUUGGUGUAGAUUCUCAUUGUGAUGCUGGAUAUCUUCUCUAUGGAGACUACUGCUAUCACUUUGAGACUGAAAUGGUGAAAAAAUGGCAAGAUGCGGAGAGUUACUGUGCCAAUCAAAAUGGCCACCUGGCAAGUUUUCAUACUCAAGAGGAACUGAGCUUCAUAACUAGUGAGUGGUUGACAAAAUGUAACAAAACAACAACAAAAAACAUCUAUAUGUUGAACAAAUAGAAGAUAGUAUUUUUUUCCCCCCUUAAAAAUAUUAUAUUCCAUUGGAAAUGUUAUUUUGCAGCUCAUAUGCCCGGCCCAUCCUGGGUUGGUCUUAGUGACAUUACGACAGAAGGAGUGUGGGUCUGGACUGAUGGGACUCCAUCCGUGAGUGACAAAUAUUCCAUUGAUUAAAAGUUUGUGGGCCAAAUUGUUGAUGGUAUACACAUUUGAGAUUUAAAUUAACAUUCACUUUGGCUUCACUCUCUCUUCCAGGACUUUCUACCAUGGGCGCCCAACCAGCCUGACAACUGGCAGGGCAAUGAGGAUUGUUCCAAUAUUCGGGGAUUCAACCACCAUGAAGCUGGGCUACUCAACGAUGAGUUCUGUACAAUGACAUUAGAAUUUGUCUGCAGAAAAGGUCUGAUUUGUCAUUUCACCAUUUUCCAUUACUAAAUGUUAUUUGUAAAAAAUAUAUAUACAGUGUAUUUGGAAAGUAUUCAGACCCCUUGACUUUUUCCACAUUUUGUUACGUUACAGCCUUAUUCUAAAAUGUAUUAAAUUGUUUUUUUCCCUCAUCAAUCUACACACCAUACCUCAUGAUGACAAAGCAAAAACAGAAAUAUCACAUUUACAUAAGUAUUCAGACCCUUUACUCAGUACUUUGUUGAAGCACCUUUGGCAGCGAUUACAGCCUCGAGUUUCAUUGGGUAUGACUCUACAAGCUUGGCACACCUGUAUUUGGGGAGUUUCACCUAUUCUUCUCUGCAGAUCCUUUCAAGCUCUGUCAGGUUGGAUGGGGAGCGUUGCUGCACAGCUAUUUUCAGGUGUCUCCAGAGAUGUUAGAUCGGGUUGAAGUCCGGGCUCUGGCUGGGCCACUAAAGAACAUUCAGAGACUUGUCCCGAAGCCACUCCUGCGUUGUCUUGGCUGUGUGCUUAGGGUUGUUUUCCUGUUGCAAGGUGAACCUUCGCCCCAGUUUGAGGUCCUGAGCACUCUGGAGCAGGUUUUCAUCAAGGAUCUCUCUGUAUUUUGCUCCGUUCAUCUUUGCCUCAAUCCUGACAAGUCUCCCAGUCCAUGCCGCUGAAAAACAUCCCCACAGCAUGAUGCUGUUACCUCCAUGCUUCACUGUAGGGAUGAUGCCAGGUUUCCUCCAGACGUGACUUUUGCAAUCAGGCAAAAUAUUUCAAUCUUGGUUUCAUCAGACCAGAGAAACUUGUUUCUCAUGGUCUGAGAGUCUUUAGGGGCCUUUUGGCAAACUCCAAACGGGCUGUCAUGUGCCUUUUACUGAGGAGUGGCUUCCGUCUGGCCACUACCAUAAAGGCCUGAUUGGUGGAGUGCUGCAGAGAUGGUUGUCCUUCUGGAAGGUUCUCCCAUCUCCACAGAGUAACUCUAGCGCUCUGUCAGAGUGACCAUUGGGUUCUUGGUCACCUCCCUCCCUAGGCCCUUCUCCCACGAUUGCUCAGUUUGGCCAGGCGGCCAGCUCUAGGAAGAGUCUUGGUGGUUCCAAACUUCUUCCAUUUAAGAAUGAUGGAGGCCACUGUGUUCUUGGGUACCUUUCAAUGCUGCAGAAAUGUUUUGGUACUCUUCCCCAGAUCUGUGCCUCGACACAAUCCUGUCUCGGAGCUCUACAGAAAAUGUAUUCGACCUCAUGGCUUGGUUUUUGCGCUGACAUGCACUGUUAACUGUGGGACCUUUAUAUAGACAGGUGUGUGCCUUUCCAAAUCAUGUCCAAUCAAUUGAAUUUACCACAGGUGGACUCCAAUCAAGUUGUAGAAACAUCUCAAGGAUGAUCAAUGGAAACAGGAUUUACCUGAGCUCAAUUUUGAGUCUCAUAGCAAAGGGUCUGAAUACUUAUGUAAAUAAGGUAUUUUUGUUUUUUAUUUUUUAUAAUUUUGCAAAAAAAUCUAAUAGCCUGUUUUCACUUUGUCAUUAUGGGGAAUUGUGUGUAGAUUGAUGAGGACUGUUUAUUUAAUCAAUUUUAGAAUAUGUCUGUAACGUAACAAAACUUGGAAAAAGUCAAGGGGUCUGAAUACUUUCCGAAGGCACUAUUCAAAAGUAAAUUACCACAGAAUGUAAAUAAUACACUGCUCAAAAAAAUAAAGGGAACACUUAAACAACACAAUGUAACUCCAAGUCAAUCACACUUCUGUGAAAUCAAACUAUCCACUUAGGAAGCAACACUGAUUGACAAUACAUUUCACAUGCUGUUGUGCAAAUGGAAUAGACAACAGGUGGAAAUUAUAGGCAAUUAGCAAGACACCCCCAAUAAAGAAGUGGUUCUGCAGGUGGUGACCACAGACCACUUCUCAGUUCCUAUGCUUCCUGGCUGAUGUUUUGGUCACUUUUGAAUGCUGGCGGUGCUUUCACUCUAGUGGUAGCAUGAGACGGAGUCUACAACCCACACAAGUGGCUCAGGUAGUGCAGCUCAUCCAGGAUGGCACAUCAAUGCGAGCUGUGGCAAGAAGGUUUGAUGUGUCUGUCAGCGUAGUGUCCAGAGCAUGGAGGCGCUACCAGGAGACAGGCCAGUACAUCAGGAGACAUGGAGGAGGCCGUAGGAGGGCAACAACCCAGCAGCAGGACUGCUACCUCCGCCUUUGUGCAAGGAGGAGCAGGAGGAGCACUGCCAGAGCCCUGCAAAAUGACCUCCAGCAGGCCACAAAUGUGCAUGUGUCUGCUCAAACGGUCAGAAACAGACUCCAUGAGGGUGGUAUGAGGGCCCGACGUCCACAGGUGGGCGUUGUGCUUACAGCCCAACACCGUGUAGGACGUUUGGCAUUUGCCAGAGAACACCAAGAUUGGCAAAUUCGCCACUGGCGCCCUGUGCUCUUCACAGAUGAAAGCAGGUUCACACUGAGCACAUGUGACAGACGUGACAGAGUCUGGAGACGCCGUGGAGAACGUUCUGCUGCCUGCAACAUCCUCCAGCAUGACCGGUUUGGUGGUGGGUCAGUCAUGGUGUGGGGUGGCAUUUCUAUGGGAGGCCGCACAGCCCUCCAUGUGCUCGCCAGAGGUAGCCUGACUGCCAUUAGGUACCAAGAUGAGAUCCUCAGACCCCUUGUGAGACCAUAUACUGGUGCGGUUGGCCCUGGGUUCCUCCUAAUGCAAGACAAUGCUAGACCUCAUGUGGCUGGAGUGUGUCAGCAGUUCCUGCAAGAGCAAGGCAUUGAUGCUAUGGACUGGCCCGCCCGUUCCCCAGACCUGAAUCCAAUUGAGCACAUCUGGGACAUCAUGUCUCGCUCCAUCCACCAACGCCACGUUGCACCACAGACUGUCCAGGAGUUGGCGGAUGCUUUAGUCCAGGUCUGGGAGGAGAUCCCUCAGGAGACCAUCCGCCACCUCAUCAGGAGCAUGCCCAGGCGUUGUAGGGAGGUCAUACAGGCACGUGGAGGCCACACACACUACUGAGCCUCAUUUUGACUUGUUUUAAGGACAUUACAUCAAAGUUGGAUCAGCCUGUAGUGUGGUUUUCCACUUUAAUUUUGAGGGUGUCUCCAAAUCCAGACCUCCAUGGGUUGAUACAUUUGAUUUCCAUUGAUAAUUUUUGUGUGAUUUUGUUGUCAGCACAUUCAACUAUGUUAAGAAAAAAGUAUUUAAUAAGAUUAUUUCAUUCAUUCAGAUCUAGGAUGUGUUGUUUAAGUGUUCCCUUAAUUUUUUUGAGCAGUGUAUAAAAGUAUCAACUGUCUUUCUAAUCCUCAGCAAAAGGUCAAGGACCCCCACCCAGACCUCCCACAUCGGGGCCAGGUAAGUUUACCAUUCUUUACCUCCUAAAAAUCUCUCACUUGCAAUUUCCAACAAGAAAUCAGUUUGACUGUUGGCCAUUUUAACCACACACAUUUAUUUUUGUGCAGUUAAAAUGCAACAAACAGGUAAAAAAAAUUUCAGAGUGUGGUGUAAGACAGGGCUGUAGUCUAAGCCCUAUUCCAAAAUAUAUAAUCUGAUUUUUUCCAUCCUGCAGAUUGGAAUGAGAAGUGUGGCUCUUGGAUGUCAGACCCGUUCAAUGACUACUGCUACCUGUUUAACUACCUGUCCAUGAGGAAAUGGGCUGAUGCACGUGCUGACUGUGUGAACCAGGGAGGGGACCUUCUCAGCAUCACCGAGCCCUUUGAACAGGCCUUCAUUCAAUGUACAGUUGUGUUAAAAAGUGCUAUAAACAUUUUCAGUAAAAAUAAUAUACUAUAACAAUAUUGUCUAUUCACAACAGCAAUUCAAAUGAGUAGUAUUCUGAUGUGUUGUGUUCAUGAACAGCUCAGGUCCAGCUGAUUCCUACGGGGGUGUCCAUGUGGAUGGGGGGACAUGACUCCAUUACAGAGGGGGGCUGGGAGUGGACUGAUGGCUCUCCUUUCAGAUACAUCCACUGGAACUCAGGUAAUAGUCCUAAUGCUUUCAGAUACAUCCACUGGAACUCAGGUAAUAGUCCUAAUGCUUUCAGAUACAUCCACUGGAACUCAGGUAAUAGUCCUAAUGCUUUCAGAUACAUCCACUGGAACUCAGGUAAUAGUCCUAAUGCUUUCAGAUACAUCCACUGGAACUCAGGUAAUAGUCCUAAUGCUUUCAGAUACAUCCACUGGAACUCAGGUAAUAGUCCUAAUGCUUUCAGAUACAUCAAAUCAAUUCAAAUUGUAUUUAUCACAUGCACCGAAUACAACAGGUGUAGAUCUUACCAUGAAAUGCUUACUUACAAGCCCUUAACCAACAAUGCCAUUUUAAGAAAGAUAAGAGUUAAGAAAAUAUUUACUAAAUAAACUAAAGUUUAAAAAAAGUAACACAAUAAAAUAACAAUAACGAGACUAUAUAUACAAGGGGUACCAGUACCAAGUCAAUGUGCGGGGGUACAGGUUAGUCGAGGUAAUAUGUACAGUAUUAGUCAAAAGUUUGGACACACCUACUCAUUCAAGGGUUUUUCUUUAUUUUUACUAUUUUCUACAUUUUAGAAUAAUAGUGAAGACAUCAAAACUAUGAAAUAACACAUAUGGAAUCAUGUAGUAACCAAAAAAAGUGUUAAACAAAUCAAAUAUAUUUAGAAGUAGCCAUCCUUUGCCUUGAUGACAGCUUUGCACACUCUUGGCAUUCUCUCAACCAGCUUCACCUGGAAUGCUUUUCCGACAGUCUUGAAGGAGACUGUACAUGUAGGUAGGGUUAAAGUGACUAUGCAUAGAUAAUAAACAGCGAAUAGCAGCAGCGUAAAAAAAAAGGGGGGGGGGGGGGUCAAUGUAAAUAGUCUGGGUAGCCAUUUGAUUAGCUGUUCAGCAGUCUUAUUGCUUGGGACGCUUAUUCACUUAUGGCUUAUCCUCUAGAACGCAGGUAAUGUUUCUUUUUUUUGGAUGUUUUUUCCAUGUAUUUUAGAGGAGUGACUUCCCCAAGUGGCGAUGUGGUACAAAUACAAAGCAUCACAUUUCUCUACCUCCUCUUUGCCUCACUCAGGCAACCCAGACGACUAUGAAGGAGAGGAUUGCCUUUCCAUGCUCAUCAACACCGGCUACUGGAACGAUGACAACUGUGACUACAAUAGAGGAUACAUAUGCAAGCGCAGAGGUAACCUGGUCCUGUACAAAUGGUUGUGUCUUUUGAAAAUGUUAAAAUGUUGUUUUUUUUUUAAACCCUACUUCCCUGGUUUCUUUCAGGAAACACACCAGUUUCUCCUCCACCCCACGAUGGUAAGAUAAAUGAACCCUGCUCUUAUAGACAAAGUAUAAACUGUGGACUAUUGAUGCACAUGUUUACUGUUGCCCUUUUAAAAUCUGAUUUAAGAGUGUGGAGACUCCUUUUUCACUAUCUUUGAAACCUGUUGAUCAUGUUUGUACGGGUGGUGAUCUCCUGUAGGGUUUGAAACUGCUUACAUCUGUGAGGACUCCAGUGCUGUCCUCCACUGUGACACCAACAGCUCUAUCAACAUCCAGUCAGCUUUCUUUGGCCGCAAGAGUGACAAGAUCUGCCCCCAUCAGGAAGGAGCUUCAGGUACAGGGUAGAGCAAAUGCCUCUGCCACUGAAGAGCUACUACUGUCGCUGUAACCAGUCAUCUAUUGGUAUGUGUUGGGGUGUAAUACAGUGCUUCAGACGGACAUAUUACUAACACGUUGGUUAUACCUAUCAGGAACAUGCACUGUAGAUGGCAUCCUGCCUUUGGUACGAAAGGCGUGUGAAGGCCGACCCUUCUGCUUCUUGUAUGCCCAUGCUGAAACUGACCCCUGCCCUUCCAUCUCCAAAUAUCUGGAAGUAGUGUACAGCUGUGAGCAACAUGGUAGGUUGAAACCAUCCCUAACCCUAACCAGACUCCCUGUCCAUACUCCCAAUUCCUCAAUACCCAACCUCCAAAACUUGAACAGUACCUCUACUGUUUUUAACCAUUGUCUCUCUGCAGUUAUUCACGUGCCGGAUACCUCUUGUGGUCUGACUUUCAUGGUGCUGGUGUUUUUGAUCUUUUAGUGUGUCUGAAAAGCCUGGGUCUGGCCCAGGGUGGUACCGUCCCAGACGCAGGAUUCUCUGCCUCUUCCUCAAUUGGUUCUAGCAAUGGUCCUAGCAAUGGUCGCCUGAAUAGUAACUCCUGCUGGAAAACCUCAAGCCCCGGUAAGUUAACCCCUAACAACACUUUUCAAAAUUUCUCACAAUUCUCAAAUCAAUUCUCAUUACUUUUUUUUUGGUGAAGGCAGUUCAUUUUGUUCCUCUUCUGACAUCACCACAGUAAACUCCUGGAUCCAGGUGAACCUAGGCGAAACCAAAAAGGUCACAGGGGUCGUGAUCCAAGGGUGUAAAGAUGCAGAUCACUGGGUGACUAAAUUCAAGAUCCAGCACAGUGUGGAUGGAAGCCAAUGGACUGACUACGUAGACGACGGAGGGGUAAAAAUCACAUCAAACACACAGGGCCGGUUUCCCAGACACAGAUUAAGCAAAGUUCAGGACUAAAGACCACUUUCAAUCGAGAUCUCCAUGGAACAUAUUUUUUAAGUCCAGGACUAUACUUUAUCCAAUGUUCCUGUAUUUCAUCCACUGUCCUAUGGUGGUCUGGAUUAUAAACUCCAGCCUCAUCGUUGCACUUUGCCCUUCCUGUUUGUCCAGCAAUUCCCAGGCUCAACGGACAGGAACACGCCAGAGACCUACAUCAUGGGGACUCCUGUCUCUGCCCAGUAUGUCAGGAUUCUUCCCCAGGAAUUCAACGGACAGGCUGGACUUCGCUUUGACAUCCUGGGAUGUACACCUGACUGUAGGCAAAACUCGGCUAUCUUUUUUUCCCUAUUGUGAAUUUUUUUGUGUCCACUCAGCAUACUGACAAAGAGGAGUUUACUUUUCGCAGAUGCUGUGACCUGUAGUGCAAAGCCCAACUUUGACUUUGCCAGUGACCGUAGGACGUAAGUCAAGACUCAUUUUGAAUUAUAGUUUUAAUUUCGGGAAUAGAGUAUUGCUUAGACUGCUGCCAUGUUAUUAUUCCAUAACUGAGAAGAGAAAUCUGCUAGAUUCCUCCAGGCUAAAGUCUAUGCCUUACCCUAUUCCAAAAAUGUAUAUGCUUAGAUAUUGUCUGAUUUGCAGUUCUGUAUGGAUUAAUAUCUUCCAUGGGGGGGGCACCACAGAACCUGACAGGAUAUACACACACACAAAACACAACAAAAAAAAGGGCCUUUUAUGUCUACAACUAUUUCUGCUAUCUUUAUGAGUAUUAUUUGCGUGCAUCUUUCAGUGUCCACUGCCCAGCAGGAUGCGCACGGAAGACAUACACUGUGUACGGGUCAACAAAAUAUAGAGGGGUGAGUGAAUAAAAAAUUGGUUUAACCAUUUACUACUACCACUGCUUCAACACACGGUUUGUAGAUGUGACGAUAUUGGGUGUAUGUUCAUGUUUAUUUGCAUAACAUGAAUCUGUGUACCAGGACUCCCACAUUUGUGCAGCUGCGAUCCAUGCCGGAGUAAUCCUGAAUGAUAUUGGAGGAGACUGUACUAUGUUGAAGGAACCGGGCCAGAACUUCUACAGCGGCUCCACCAAGAACGGCAUCACCUCCAGGCAGUUAGUGUCUCAUUACUGCAUGACAGUGCACUGUCUACACUUCUUUAAUUAAUUAAUUAAUUAAUAAGAACCUAACCAUGCAGCCAAUACCAACAUAGUACCCUUUGACCUUCAACAGGUAUGAUGGGAACUAUCAAAUAUCAUACCAGUUUGCAGAUGGAGGUACGUCAGACUACACAAACAAACAGAACAUGCUCAGACGUCAAAUCAAGUCGCCAAAGGACACUAAUAUGACUUCAAUGUGAUUGAAUGUGCUGUAGGCUACUUAACUUAACUUUGAUUCCUCUGCAGAGUUGAGAUGCUCGGGGCCUGACUGGUAUGAAUUUGGGGAAUUCUGCUACAAGCCCUACGGAGAUAAAAAGACAUGGCAUGCAGCCCGUGGCGAGUGCAGGAAGCUGGGAGCUGACCUGGUGUCCAUUCAGUCCAUGACGGAACAGAGCUGGCUGGAGAGCUACCUUUACAUGGGUAAGAGUCCACAGGGUCCGUAUGGGGAAGUAUUGGGGGGGGGGGGACAUGAACACUACUUGCUGUUGGAAAGCUGACUUCUUCUUUUGAUUCCGUCUUCCUUGCAGCCACCAAUGAUGUGUGGAUUGGGCUGAAUGAUUUGGGCUUCUCAGGCCUGUUCUCUUGGUCAGACAACCACUGGGUCACUUUCACCUACUGGGCACCAGGAGAACCCAACAACCAUCAAGGCUUCAAUGAGGACUGCGUGGAGAUGUUUUAUCAGGUAACACGGUUAGCUUGGGCUCACAUGCUUAACUCUUAACAAUUACCCCCCCCCCCCCUACUCUUAACCUUACUGUUGUCAUCACUUUAACCUGACACUUGUGUCCAACCAAAAGUGUCCUGUUCCUUUCAUUGCAGACUGGUAGAUGGAAUGAUGUCCCCUGCACGGAACUGAACACUUAUAUAUGCAAGAUGCCCAAAGCACACUACCCGCUUCCCUCCGUCAUGCCCACGGUGUACGGAUGCCCACAGGUGAGUGGUUGUCCUGUUGCACCUGCACCUGCCUGUAGUAGCUAUCCCUCUGCAGCACCACAUCAGUGUUUGUGUGGUGUGCCAUAGGGCUGGGAUGCCUAUGGUUAUUCCUGUUACUGGAUGGAAGAGACCGCCAGAACCUGGUCAGACGCCAAGGCCUUCUGCGAGCAGCAGAACAGCAAACUUCUGCACAUUGGGGACAUGUGAGUGUGAUUCUACCUCAGCAUCUCACAAGAUGUCUUUGUAUAUGUUAUGGCAGAUACAGAUCAUCAGUCUGGUGUACUUCGAUCUGUUGGAAACCGGCCGGUGCAUUUUUUUGAUCCAAAGGGGCAUCACAUUCAAGACAAACAAACCCCCUUGGAAUCUCGGCAUGCCUCAGGAUGUCUUUAUAUGUCUAUAAUGCUGGUCUUUGAUUGGUGUUGAAUAAUAUCUGUGAUGUCUUUUCCAGUUAUGAACAGUCCCACUUCACGGUGAAGCUGGCUGGAUACACUGGUUUGUGGUGGAUUGGACUGAGGGCAGGGGGUGAUUCAGGAGGGGUGGAUUACAUUUGGGAUAAUGGAGCACCUCUCACCUUCACACACUGGGAUCGAAACCAGCCAGGUAGAGUCAUGUUACACCAAUUAACGAAUCUGAAAUAUUUUAAUGUUAGUAUAUCGGUUGAAUUGUUUACAAUUGUCGUUGUGGUCCUCCAGAUAACCACGUGGGAACCUGCGUUGGCAUGACUACGGGCCCUACUGGUGGGUUCUGGGAUGACAAGCAAUGCACUGAGGCAUUCCCAUUCGUGUGUGAGACACCAAGGCCUGACAUCACACCGCCCACUAAACCUCCAACUCCUCCCCCUUCACCGGACUGUGCGGACGGUUGGACGGCUGAGCGACACUUCAGGAACUGCUACAGGGUAAAGAUACAUACUAGCUUCAUUUCAACUGAUACACUGUAAAGAUACAGACUAGCUUCAUCUGAAGUGAUACACUGUAAAUAUACAUACUAGCUUCAUCUAAACUGAUACACUGUAAAGAUACAGACUAGCUUCAUCUGAACUGAUACACUGUAAAGACACAGACUAGCUUCAUCUGAACUGAUACACUGUAAAGAUACAGACUAGCUUCAUCUGAACUGAUACACUGUAAAGAUACAGACUAGCUUCAUCUGAACUGAUACACUGUAAAGAUACAGACUAGCUUCAUCUGAACUGAUACACUGUAAAGACACAGACUAGCUUCAUCUGAACUGAUACAGGGUAAAGACACACUAUCUUUAUGUGAACUGAUAAUCAUUAAAGACACAGACUAGCUUCCUCUGAACUGCUGAACUAGUACAGGGUAAAGAGCCUCAACACUAUAUGAACUGAUACUUGGUAGAGAAACAUAGCAUUAUCUGAAGUGCUACAGGGUAAAUCUCAAAAUGUUUGUUGUAGCUCUUCACGGUGGAUUUCUCCAAGAAGAAGAGUUGGUCUGCAGCCCGUGAGGACUGUACGUCCAGGGGGGCAGACCUUGUCAGUAUCCAUAGCAUGGAGGAAGAGAACUUCCUGUCCACGCACACCAAGGGGAAGUCCAUGUGGAUCGGGCUGAAACACAACCCUACAGAUGGAGGUUACCACUGGAGUGACGCUACUCCUGUGAGCCACACCAACUGGGGACAUGGGGAGCCCAACAACCAUGAGGGUCGUGAGGACUGUGUAGAGAUGGUGAGCAACACAAAUGGAACGUCGUCUUGGUGGAACGAUCUCAACUGUGAUGCCCAUCAGGACUGGAUCUGCAUGAUCUCCAAGGUGAAGAAGCCCAUCGUGCCUCCAGUGCCCCCUCCUCCUGUUCCAGGUAACCAGCUUAGUGCACCUCUGAUCACACUGUUAAACCAUAAGAUAGCACCGUAGGUUUCAUGAUCAUUGAUUUGUUCCAGAAGUUUCAAUGAGCUGUACGUCCCUGAGAAAUGGCUUGUAUCUCCCCCCAGCACCUGACUGCGGUACCAACGCUGGCUGGAGGAAGAACAAUGGCAUCUGCUAUUACUAUAACGAUACCGACAUAGUGGACUUCUACCAAGCCAUGUCCCGCUGCUACGCUGAGAAGGCCCAUCUGGUCUCCAUCUUAAACAAAGACGAACAGGCGUACAUCAACACAAUGGUGCGAUAUGCUUGUCCAAGCAGACCUCUCGAAAACCGAUACAUCUAAUGCAGCUUUAACUUAGCUUAACUUUUGUUAAGUUUAUCGGGUUGGGUGUAGGAGGAGUUACAAAAUCUCAAUGGUCGGCUCCUCUCAGUAACGUGUCUUGGACAUUGCAGAUUGGGACGGGAAAGGCCGAAUCAUCGUGGAUUGGAAUGCUGGUGUUUGGGAUCGCAGCAGACCAAUACCAGUAUGUAUUUUUUUUUGUAUUGAUACUACCCAUGCUGUUGCAUAAUAUGGUGUGGGAUAUUGUCAAGACUGCUCACCACCUAUCUCUGUUCCCCUACACAGGUGGGUGGACUGGUCCCCUGUCACAUAUGUUUUCUGGGGUCCGGGAGAGCCUAAUAAUGCCAAUGGGGAGGAACAGUGUGUCCAGAUGAACAGACAUCAAGGUACUGAUGUAAACAGGUUGAGCUUUCUGUAAAGAAUAUAAUAAAAAUAAUACAAAAUAAACUCCCAUACAACAAUUUUGGUCGCAUAUGCUCCUAAAUAUUUUGCUGUGCGACCUGACAUUUUAUUUUGGGAGCACCGUGUGCCUACAAAAAUAAUCACCCAGAUAAUAAUUGUUGUAAUGAUUAGGCUUCGUUGUCCCGUUAUUUUCGAGUGCCUUAAGAGAAGAAAAAAAAAGUGAGCACAGAUUCGUUACUGUCAUUGUUGCGUCAUUACUACAGCGAAAACGGAUUGUCAGGUUAAAAGAUACUGUAUGACCCAUAUUACCGACGCAAUGUUUUUUUCUUCCGAUCGUGAAUUGGCUAUACGUUCAUUAACUAUUUCGCAGGCUGUACCAAAACCACUCGUUGUUCAGUCAUGUAAAUUCAUUAGCUAGCUAGCCAACUUUAAUUACCAGUAUAUCUAAACAUUUGACGAUAGAAAGGGAAAAAGUAUACUUCUUCAGAAAAUCCAUCAAAUCAACUCAAAUUGUAUUUGUCACAUACACGUGUUUAGCAGAUGUUAUAGCGGGUGUAGCGAAAUGCUUGUGCUUCUAGCUCCGACAGUGCAGUAAUAUCUAACAAAUAAUAUCUUAACAAUUUCACAACAUAUACCUAAUACACACAAAACUAGUAAGGAACGAUCACAUCACUGCAAUGAACUUGACGCUCUUAAAGAGACAGUGUACAAAUGUCGAUGGGAAUGCAUCUCUAUAGGUGGUUCUCUUACACGAUGUAGAAACCAAAAAUUCCACAAAUGACUGUAAUGUCAAUGACCAGGUUUAUGUAUCAACAUUUUAGCUUUUUAUCAGAAACAAAUGUCUUUACAGGGUUAAAAUUAUUAGUUUCUAAGGCACAACAGUAGCUAGAAAUUAAUCUAGUCCCAAUAUAGGCUAUAUCUAAAUCAAUUUAAAAAAUAUUGUUUUCUGGUGCUCCUAAAUUUUAUGUUGUGCUCCUAACUUUUUAAGUUGGGAGCACCAUUCUACCAAUGGAAAACGGUUCAUUUAGAGGCCUCAUCCAACAUAUUCUGUCUCUUGUUUCUCGUAGGUAAUUGGAACGAUGUCAACUGCGCCCGUACCAAUGCAGGUUACCUGUGUAAGAAAUACCCUGGUGAAGACCACACCCCUCCUCCUCCCACCCAACCCUGGACGGGAUACUGCCCAGAGGGUACGGCAGAAACCCAUUAAUCCUUCAGGUGCUGAUUUGUGAAAUGAUCCCCCCCCCCCAAAAAAAAACACAAGCAGUAACCAGUGUAUUUUGUCUGGCUGUUCUAGGAUGGAAACUGUUCCGAAACAAGUGCUUCAUGUUCCAAGGACACAAGCACGGGAUGAAAGGCAACUGGACCUUCGCUCGGAGUUGGUGCAAAAGUAAAGGAGCAGAAUUGGCUGUCAUCGACAAUCAAUAUGAGAACGGUAAUCUAUUAGAAAGAACCCUCACUUUGAAGAUCAAGUGGAUCAAAGUUCCUAUUUUUUUUUUCCCAUGGUGGUUUUACAUUUUGAAUGUCCUCUGUUCUCCAGACUUUGUGUCCAGCUAUCUAAGGGAACUGAAGCGGUCAACAUGGAUUGGCUUGACAGACAGCCUGGUGGAAGGGGGGUUUGGCUGGAGUGACGGUGUGAGUCCGGUGUUGUACACCAACUGGGCCGACAAGGAACCCAACAACGAUGGAGGGCGGGUGAGAAUCAUGCACAGCUCCAAUAUACUUCAGAUGAGGGGUUUUUUGAAGGUCACCGUGAAUGUCAAAAGAUUGUAAGGUUUUUCACCUCACAGACUGGAUGGUUUUAAAACGAGAUAACAGGCUACAAGUUUCACAGAGAUUAGACUUUGACCUGUUGCCUCCCCCAGGAGCACUGCACCGCCAUUACUCAUAACUCCUUGGUGAGCGGACGCUGGAACGAUGACUUGUGCACUGAGGAACAUAGCUGGGUCUGCUCCAUGAAGAAAUGUUAGUGCUGACAAAAAAACAACAACAAAAAAAAACCUCACUCUUUGUAACUUAAUUUUGUUGUUGUUGACCUUUGUUAAAAGUUCUAUAAUUUCAUUCCCGACAGCAAGCAGUAUGGCUCCGCCAGCUCCAACCCCAAACCCCUGCCCCUCUGGCUACGUCUCCUGGUAUAAGAACUGCUACAAGCUGGUGGAGGAGCCCAAGACGUGGGAGGCAGCUCAGCUGGCAUGUGAGCAGGAAGUGGGCAACUUGGCCAGCAUUGACAUGAGCUACGACCAGGCCUUCGUGGCUGGGGCUGUACUCCAGGGCAAGGCAGACGCAUGGAUUGGACUCCGACGCAAGGCACUAGCCAAAUCCUCUUUAUAGAAUUGAACUGGCAUUAAUCACAACAAAGCUCAUUUUCAAGUUGUGUCAUUUCUUUGAUUAUGGUAAGUGGACAGGGUGCUCUUGGUUGAUGGUUUGUUGUAUCUGCAGGAUGAUAGCAGUUCAUAUACCUGGACAGACGGCUGGCCAGUGUUCUUCACUCACUGGGGACCUGGGGAACCUAGCAACCACAAAGCAGAGGGCUGUGUGAGCAUGCAUGCAGACCGCAUCUUCCAUGGAACGUGGAAUGACACCGAUUGCAAUUCUGCCAAGGCCUACAUCUGCAAGAUCACCUCAGGUAGGACCUACAGUGCCUUCAGAAAGUAUUCAUACCCCUCGACUUAUUCCACAUUUUGUUGUUACAGCCUGAAUUCAAAAUGGAUGAAAUAUGUACCCAUCUACCCACAACACCCCAUAAUGACAAAGUGAAAACAUGAUUUUAGAAAUGUUAGCAAAUUUAUUGAAAAUUAAAUACAGGAAUAUCUCAUUAUCUCAAUAUCUCAAGUAUUCACACCCCUCCGUCAAUACAUGUUAGAAUCACCUUUGGCAGCGAUUACAGCUGUGAGUCUUUGCACACCUGGAUUGUACAAUAUUUUCACAUAAUUCUUAAAAACAUUAUUCAAGCUCUGUCAAGUUGUUUGUUGAUCAUUGCUAGACAGCCAUUUUCAAGUCUUUCCAAGUCAAAACUGUAACUAGGCCACUCAGGAACAUUCAAUGUCUUCUUGGUAAGCAACGCCAGUGUAGAUUUGGCCUUGUCUUUUAGGUUAUUGUCCUGCUGAAAGGUGAAUUUGUCUCCCAGUGUCUGUUGGAAAGCAGAAUGAAACCAAGUUUUCCUCUGAGUGGUACUCAGUAAUGUGUUUUGUUAGGUUUGCCCCAAGCAAAAUGCUUUGUAUUAAGGAAAUAAAGUGAAUUUGGUAGCCAAUUUUUUUUUUAGCAGUUUUACUUUAGUGCCUUAUUGCAAACAGGAUGCAUGUUUUAGAAUAUUUUUAUUUAACAUUUUUAUUAAUUUGUAAAACUUUCUAAAAACAGAAUUCCACUUUGAAAUUAUGGGGUAUUGUGUGUAAACCAGUGACACAAAAUAUAUAAGUCUGAAGGAACUUUACAUCUCCACUGCAGCAUAACCCCCUAAGGUUGAUGUCCACGCCCCCGCGGAAAUCUAAUUCGCAUAAUAACAAAAUCCCCAUAGAAAUCCGUCAGUUAUAUGCGUCUCAAUCCACUGCAUCCGCCUAUGUCGCACUUCUGCAUCUGCGGUGAAAGGUGACAAAGCUAGAGCGGUGUUUGUCGGACCAUGAGACAUCCUGAAAAAUCGGGACUCAUUUGACCCCUGUAUGGAAAGACAAGACUCUCGCGAACACGACGGUGUUCUCCGUUUUGCUCUACGACCCCCACAAGUAAUAAUAAUAAUAAUAUGCCAUUUAGCAGACACUUUUAUCCAAAGCGACUUACAGUCAUGCGUGCAUACAUUUUUGUGUAUGGGUGGUCCCGGGGAUCGAACCCACUACCUUGGCGUUACAAGCGCCGUGCUCUACCAGCUGAGCUACAGAGGACCACAAGUGUCUUGGGACUCGUCUGAAGUCAGUACAGACGAUCUGCUCUCUUCUGUCUGUAGCUUCCGGAACAGUUUGGGCUACACACUCUCACGAACAUGUUGGUUGUUUUGCUCUAGGACGCCCACGAGACUCGUCUGAAGGUCCCCCGGUACCAGUUGAUAAAAUGAAUGGAAGUACAUAUGGAGACUGUUUUGUGCCAAAAAUAAGGGGUUAAAUACAUGUAAAAAAUAAUAAUAAAAUCUUUCUUAUAUCUCUAAAAUAUAGGACAGACACUUCAGAACAAACUUCCUUUUAGAUUAUUUUUUGGAGACUAUUUGUUGUUCCAUGUAGUGAAUCUGUUAUUAAAUGCGUUUGAAUAAGCUAAUAGCAGUAAGGCCAAAUAAAAUGUUUAAUCAAAUAUUUGUUUUAAUAUAUAUUUUUUGAUUCUUCAAGGGGUCUUAAAAUUCAAAAUGAAAUAGCAAAAUGAUCUUUGGUAUGACUUUCUGAAAACAAUUCCAUACAGCUUAGUAGAACCCCCUCCCCCGUCUUAGACAGGGCUUAGACUCUGAUGGGAUAAGCAGAAUCAUUUAACUAGCCCACUCAUGACAAGUGUAGUAUAUUUUCCCACAGGUUUCCGAUAAUUGCAGCUUCAAAUGCCACCUGUUUAAAAUACUAAAUAUAUAUAUUUUUUUAUAUACACUCUCUCCUCAGAGUCUCCUCCUCCAACCCCAGCCCCCGGAGAUGGGAAAUGCCUUCAUGGCUGGGUUCCCUAUGGUCGCUAUUGCUACCUUGUACACAACGGGCCCCAGGGAUUCUCCUGGCCAGAGGCCAGACACUACUGCCAAGGAAUGAGAGGAGACCUGGUGUCCAUCCACAGUAGAGCAGAGGUGGAGUUCAUCUUGAAAAUGAACUACACCAGGGUGCACAACGUCUGGAUCGGCCUGACCAGGGACAACAACUGUAAGUGUAUUAUUGAUAUUAGAAGUACAAAUAAAAGCCUGUUAUAUUAACUGAAGUACCCUUUAAAAUAGACCCAUGGAGAAUUCAAUCAAUCAGAUUUUUAAUGUGAAUAAAGGCUUGCUAAAGGGUCAAAAUUCAGCAUAUUGACUUGUCCCUCCACCAACCCUGUGUCACUUCUAGGAAGAUUUCAACCCACUUAAUCCAAACAUUUCUCUAAUGUAAAGCCCUAGUUAUUUUGUUGCUUUGACAAAGUCAUUUAUGAAGAUUAUUAUUUAUUUCAUGUAAUUAGUGAUUAAUUUACAUCUGUCACUCAUUUUAAGGUCAACCCUGUUAUGUGAACUGAACUAUUAUUUUCAAUAUUUUGUUCAAUAGAAACAUUGAACAUCGAAUAGUCAAAUCAUAGUGUAAAAGCAGGUGAGCUGGUUCUACUCUUUCUGGCCAUUUUCUGGUGUUUUGUGGUGGAAAACGGAGCGGGUCGAGCAAAACACGUCAACCCUGUUAUCCAUAGAUAGACAGGCUAGAAAUUAUUCAACAAUUACAUUUGUUUGUGAAGCUUGCAUUCAAUUGCCAUCCCUGUUGCACACAACCAGCUUCCAUUCCCCCUGUCACGAGCGGAUUUAUGGCUGAUUUAAGAUGACAGAGUUACGUGUCAACCCGUGUUACGUGUCAACCCGUGUUACGGUCAACCCUGUUACGGUCAACCGUGUUACUUUAUUUGGCACUUAAUAGGCACUUACUAUAAUAUUAUUUUUUAUUUAACCUCUUGAGAUAGGAAAAUUUAGUUUUUUUAUUAAGUUGAACAUGUGCUGUACAUUACAGAAUUUUAAACCGAGUUACACUUCUUAAAAGGCACCGAAUUGGUGGAACGACCCAAGUACCGUUGUGCACUGACCUAACCUUUCACCAUUAUUGUUUUCUCACCUAAGUGUAUAACAUGAUGCUAAUAUCUGUAACUGUUUCCAGUUGGUUGGAGUUGGACAGACAUGCAGUCCUUGGCUUUCCUGAACUGGGCGCCCAACGAGCCCAACGAAGCCUUCCACCAAGGAGACGUGGGAGGAGAGAACUGUGUCGAGAUGUACCCUGACGGACAGUGGAACGACAACAACUGUAUGCAGAAGAGAGGAUAUGCCUGUCGCCAUCGCCAAUGUGAGUACUCAGUAUAACUGAUACAAGACAGGCACUGGGGUCCAUUUGAUGCAGUAUUUUCAGAUGCUAAUGCCACUGUUAUUUCUCCUGCAGACUACACCACAGAUGACGGUGGUAUAGUCAUUCCCACUGAUGCUCCCCCAGCUAACAGUAAGUUUGCUAUACUAGUUGCAACAUUGAAAAAAAAAAAACAUAGAUCAUUCCCGAAACCAUAGAUCAUCAAAAUAUUCAUUUGUAUUUGUUCCUUUCUUAAAACAGGUGCAGGACUGAUAGCUGGGGCUGUGAUUGGGGCCAUAGUCGUCUUCACCUUGAUAUUUGGACUGCUAUAUUAUGUCUUUAGUAUCAGAGGGGUCAAGCUGAGUGACGUCAGCUUCCCAACAAGAACGGGAAAGAGCGUCGAUGUGGUAAGUGAAUCUUCUGCUGAAGAAACCAUGGCUGUAAUAAAAGAUGGAUGUUCGUGAUGAAUGAAUACAACGAUAUCUAAGAACUGUUUUUGAGACGUGCAUUUUUGAGAGAAUAUGUUUUCUAUUAAUCUCUUUUAAUUCUUAUAAAUCAGUCGGCAACAUAUAAUAUUUUUGUAAUGUGAUGGUAACAUGGCAACGAGAGAGGAAAUAGCUGUUCGCUGUAAACAAAGCAAAUAGCAGGGAUAGUAGCCAUCCUUGGCUAGUUCCUCUUUAGAUAUUGAGAAAUGGGCGAUGUUCAUGUGAGGAGGUUUACAGGGAUUCAUGAACACUCUACCUACAUGUACAUAUUACUUCAAUUACCUGGACUAACCUGUGCCCCCGCACAUUGACUCUGUACCGGUACCCCCUGUAUAUAGCCUCCCUACUGUUAUUACACAUUGACUCUGUACCGGUACCCCCUGUAUAUAGCCUCCCUACUGUUAUUACACAUUGACUCUGUACCGGUACCCCCUGUAUAUAGCCUCCCUACUGUUAUUACACAUUGACUGUGUACCGGUACCCCCUGUAUAUAGCCUCCCUACUGUUAUUACACAUUGACUCUGUACCGGUACCCCCUGUAUAUAGCCUCCCUACUGUUAUUACACAUUGACUCUGUACCGGUACCCCCUGUAUAUAGCCUCCCUACUGUUAUUACACAUUGACUCUGUACCGGUACCCCCCUGUAUAUAGCCUCCCUACUGUUAUUACACAUUGACUCUUACCGGUACCCCCCUUUAUAUAGCUCGCUACUGUUAUUACACAUUGACUCUGUACCGGUACCCCAUGUAUAUAGCCUCCUACUGUUAUUACACAUUGACUCUGUACGGUACCCCCUUGUAUAGAGCCUCCUACUGUUAUUACCAUUGACUCUGUACCGGUACCCCCUGUAUAUAGUCCUCCCUACUGUUAUUACACAUGACUCUGUACCGGUAUCCCCUGUAUAUAGCCUCCCUACUGUUAUUACACAUUGACUCUGUACCGGGUAUCCCCCCUGUAUAUAGCCUCCCUACUGUUAUUACACAUUGGACUCUGUACCGGCUACCCCCUGUAUAUCGCCCUCCCUACUGUUAUUACACAUGAACUCGGUACCGGUACACCCGUAUAUAGCCUCCCUUUGGUCUUACACAUUGUACCCCCCUGGUAUUAGGUAGCCUCCCUUAUAUUAGCCUCCCUAUUUAUUACACAUUGACUCUGUACCGGUAUCCCCUGUAUAUAACCUCCCUACUGUUAUUACACAUUGACUCUGUACCGGUACCCCCCUGUAUAUAGCCUCCCUACUGUUAUUACACAUUGACUCUGUACCGGUACCCCCUGUAUAUAGCCUCCCUACUGUUAUUACACAUUGACUCGGUACCGGUACCCCCUGUAUAUAGCCUCCCUACUGUUAUUACACAUUGACUCGGUACCGGUACCCCCCUGUAUAUAGCCUCCCUACUGUUAUUACACAUUGACUCGGUACCGGUACCCCCUGUAUAUAGCCUCCCUACUGUUAUUACACAUUGACUCUGUACCGGUACCCCCUGUAUAUAGCCUCCCUACUGUUAUUACACAUUGACUCUGUACCGGUACCCCCUGUAUAUAGCCUCGCUACUGUUAUUACACAUUGACUCUGUACCGGUACCCCCCUUGUAUAUAGCCUCCCUACUGUUAUUACACAUUGACUCUGUACCGGUACCCCCUGUAUAUAACCUCCCUACUAUUAUUUCCCAUUGACUCUGUACCGGUACCCCCUGUAUAUAGCCUCGCUACUGUUAUUACACAUUGACUCUGUACCGGUACCCCCCUGUAUAUAGCCUCCCUACUGUUAUUACACAUUGACUCUGUACCGGUACCCCCUGUAUAUAACCUCCCUACUAUUAUUUCCCAUUGACUCUGUACCGGUACCCCCUGUAUAUAGCCUCUCUACUGUUAUUUCCCAUUGACUCUGUACGGUACCCCCCUGUAUAUAGCCUCCCUACUGUUAUUACACAUUGACUCUGUACCGGUACCCCCUGUAUAUAGCCUCCCUACUGUUAUUACACAUUGACUCUGUACCGGUACCCCCCUGUAUAUAGCCUCCCUACUGUUAUUACACAUUGACUCUGUACCGGUACCCCCUGUAUAUAGCCUCGCUACUGUUAUUUUACUGCAGCUCUUUAAUUAUUUGUUUUUUUAUUUACAUUUUUUUAUUUUUUUCACUUAUCUAUUUUAAUUUUUUACUUAACACUUAUUUUUCUUAACUGCAUUGUUGGUUAAGGGCUUCACUGUAAGGUCUACUACACCUAUUGUAUUCGGCGCAUGUGACAAAAUUAAAUUUUGAUUUGAAAUGUUAAAAUUCAGGCUGAAUCUUCCUUUGUUCUUCUAUUGCAGCCUGCUUUUAACAACCCCAACUUUGGAGGAGAAUCGGAAACAUGAAGCAUUGGAUCUGGAUCAGUUUUUGAAUGUUUGUAAUGAAUCGCGAUUGCCACACUUUCUCUUGUAUAAGAGAUCACCAUCUCAAUAACUUAGGUCUGUUUUAAUAAACCAUGAAUACAACGAUAUCUAAGAACUGUUUUUGAGACGUGCAUUUUUGAGAGAAUAUGUUUUCUAUUAAUCUCUUUUAAUUCUUAUAAAUCAGUCGGCAACAUAUAAUAUUUUUUUGAUUGAUGCUUGUUGUUGUAUAUAUCACACUACAUUAGCAAUAAAAUCACUUUUCUGAAACAAAUUGGGCUGCCACGACCACCGGAGAUUUCAUAUAUCUGCCAAAUGGCAAAGCUAUUUUACGAUAAUGUAUGAAAUAGUAUUAUUUACUGUUGUAUUUAAUGUAUUGAUAAUGCACUAUUUUCUAAAAGAGGUUUGAAUAAAAUAAAAUACACUUUUAAUACUAUUUCUAAAUGUAUUGCGUGCCGGAGACCUUUUCAAAUGUGUCUGUGGCUGAAAAUAUCGUAGUUAUAUUUUCCCCUGAUUUUACUUUUGUAAAACCGAUAAAUAUAAAACAAACAUGUUUGAAGAUAUGUUUUAUGUUUGCUCAGAUUAGAAUAUUGUGUAUUGAAUACUGAAUUUAUAUAUUAUAAUAAUAUAUAAUAUUGAAUACUCUAUCAAGAGAAUAUUCACUUGGUGUUCUAUUCUUCUAACUGCUAUGGUAUAGAAAUAUCCUUGAUGUAUUCAACUUUUCACUGCUGGUAUAGUGACUUGCCAAUUUUAAUAGAGAAAGUACAAAUUGUUUUGUAAAUUAAUAUGAGAUCAUACACUGUAUGCUGUUGCUUGUGUUGUGCUUUUAUUAAUCAUUUGAAUCUUUUAAAAGUACACUACAUGGCCAAAAGUAUGUGGACACCCCUUCAAAUUAGUGGAUUUGGCUAUUUCA